Messenger RNA from Annulohypoxylon truncatum, 2199 nucleotides. Its product is annotated as ankyrin repeat-containing domain protein. Gene Ontology annotation, cellular component: cytoplasm; nucleus. Lineage: Eukaryota; Fungi; Ascomycota; Sordariomycetes; Xylariales; Hypoxylaceae. The record is from RefSeq and is a predicted model, not a curated record. Gene Ontology annotation, molecular function: protein binding. The coding region runs from base 503 to 1987 and encodes 494 amino acids. The transcript has a single exon.
CUCGACUGGAAGAUUUACCGCACGAAUUAUUUCGCGAGAUUUUCAGCUACCUUCCCGUUCGCGAUAUAAGCACUGUGAGUCUCUUAAACAAGAGACUCCACUGGCUGCUCUUCGAUGAAGUAUUCCAACGCGCUUACCGGCGGAGGAUCGCAAACCAACAGUCUGGAACCACAGCACUGAUCACGCUGCUCUUCCAUGCCAUAAAGCACGAUUCGGUUAACUUGGUGGAGUGGAUUCUAGCACAGAGAUCGAAGCUUGACCUUAAUGGGUGAGUAGCAACGCUCCCAGCUCACCCUACGCAUGCUAACUAAAGUCUCAACUAUUCAGAUACAUUCCGAAAUUUCGAGAGGAUCUCGGUACUUUCUAUUCACUGGAAUUUCUCAAGGCUUUGCCAAAGGCUCGAGAAAACCCCAAUGUCACCUAUCUUCAAGUCGCAAUCCUUAAAGACGCACCGAGAGUAGCAGCACGUCUAGUCAAGCACGGAACGUACCUCAACUCCGACAUGGGAAAUUAUCCCGAUCUAACACCCCUUUACAUGACACUGGCACAAUGUCGCGUCAGCAGCUCCAGAGCCCUCGACAAUGCUCUUCGUAUUGCCUGUACAUACGCUCUUCCCAGAACAACACACUUCCUAUUGAAGAACAUGGCCAAUCCGGAUAGUCUAGGCCCUUUGAACUAUUCCGCUCUGCAUUGCGCAGUAUCGAAGAAGCUUCCUUAUCUUCGGUUUGAUAAAUUUUCAUCCGCGCCUUGGGGAAGCAUGACCGAAAAGACCGUCCGCGCGUUACUGGACUUCAACGCAGACAAAGAGGCCAAGACGACCACUCCACGAAUCCAUGCUUGUGGCCAUAGCUGCUGGCGCUCGUUUAAUUGCGAUAGUUCAGGACAGACUGCUCUUCAGCUUGCGUCCAGCCGUGGACUGAGUGAAGCUGUAAAUCUCCUGCUUGAUAAGGGAGCCGACCCUAACUCAGCAAACGAAAAUGGAUUUCGUGUUUUGUACACGGCUCUGGCUCAAGGACAUGUGUCUAUCGCAAUCCGUCUUCUCGAAUGCAUGUUUACAGUAGUCAAUCCAAUCGUCCACGAACAAACGGGGAUGACUGCCUUGCAUGCUGCUUGCCGUUUUGCUGUGCCUAGCGUGGUUCUCCGUUUGCUCGAACGUGGAGCGCGUGUAAACGCUCCCGAUUCUCGCGGUAUAACCCCUCUCCACGAGGUGCUUGGCCAGACGAGUUUCGGCGCAGAAGAUGACGUCCUUCAGACCUUGGAUCAUCUUGAUUUAUAUGGCGCUGAUCCCGAUAUCGACGUAGGCGCACGAAGCGGAAGCCCAAGAACGCUAGGGGAGAACCAUCCUAUUCCGGAGGUUCGAGUCAUGUUCAUCAAAGAAAGACCUAAGGAGUGCAAGCUCAGGUUCAGGGCCCCAAAGCCGAGAGUCGAGGAGGUACGACAUACUCCUCCUGCAGAGCCUCCUUCGAAGAUCCCGAUGGUUCAGUCAACAAGUCACGUCCGUCAAGUAGAAGGCGCAUGGGCUCUAGAUCAUGUCGAUGAUCCCAUUAAGAAUUCCUCCGUCAACAAGAGCGCUCCAGAUGAUAAACCCCAGAGACAUCAGAAACAUCAAAAGCAUCAGAAGCAUCAGAAACCCAAGGAGAACUUUCCGCCCCUGAAUGGUGCGACCAAAGUGCCGUGGCUAGGAGUGCCUAAGAAGGCGGGCAACGAUUUGAAGGGAGACAAAAAGGUUGAAGUAGGCUCAAAUUCUCUAGGGAUGAUUCCCGGUUGUCUUCCAUACGAAUCCAAUUCUCGCUGCGUGGAGUCCCCUGCCUCACGACCAACGGAUCACUCUGCGGCGCGGUUCUGGAAGAAUUCACCGCAACAGCAAGCAUCUAAGGUAGCCGACCAUAAGGAUGGCGCGGAAGCCGAAAGUAAACAUGGAAAGCAUCAAACUUCGAACCAAAAACGAUCGCGGAAAGCAAAAUGGAAGGCAUUGGAACUCAAGUAGAGAACCAUGGAAUUAUUCUAGUUAGCAAUGCCCACCUAACGAUGUUACCUUUGCUCCAUAGUUUCGUAUUUGCUAGCAAUACCACCGAUAUGAAUUAAAAAGAAUUUGAACUUAUUCCCGUCAGGGAUCGCUUACGAUAUGAAAACACGCUCUAUAUAAUUACCUGUUGGUAUUUCUUCAGUAAAUCUUGAACGACAUCGGCGACGCUAAAA